This is a messenger RNA of Cladocopium goreaui, 912 nucleotides long. The record is from the annotation of a GenBank genome assembly. Lineage: Eukaryota; Dinophyceae; Suessiales; Symbiodiniaceae.
AUGGUUUCCAAUAUCAACGGAUAUGUCGGAGGUGCUGGGACACAUUCCAGAAAAAUCGAAGCUUUUGGUGAUGCAGCCGCUGGGUUCUGCCUCAAUCAAUGGUUCACGACACCAUUCAAUACACCUUGGCCACCUUGCCGUGAGGCCAAUUCAACAGGUCCAUCCACUGUGCUGCAUCUCGGUGAUGAUGCAGAUAAUUUUCUCGAAGAUCCUGAAGUAGUGGCACGUGCUGGGCUGAUCACAGAGAUCCUGCAGUGUUGCGGCUUGGUGGGCCCACCCGGUGUGCCCAACGAAGGCCGUGUGCUGCGGCCUUCCUCCGUAGUGGCUUUUGUGGCGCGGCACCGGCGCUUGGCGGCGCUGCGUGGCUUGGACGUGGCGAGGCCAAGGGUGGCAUUCCACUGGACGCAGGAGCGAAACUUUGAGGGCAUUGCCCGGGAUGGGCUCCAGGUCCCCGAUGGAGCAGGAGUUGCUGUUGCUCAUGGUUCUUCUUUUGGUUUGGGGGUUUAUGUCUCCCCGGAUUUUCGCUAUGGCAAGGAGCUCUUCGCCUAUGGUGCUCAGGCCGCCUUCAUGUGCCUUUCCCUUCCUGGACGGCAACAUUUUGGGAAACCCAGCGCUGCUGCCAUGGAAGGAUACGACAGUGUGGUGGGCCGAGAAGGACAACGCGGGGUGGACGAAUGGGUCUUCUUUCGCCAAGAUCAGCUUCUGCCAUGCUUCCUAGUCGAUGAGCUCGGAUUGAUCCUGGCGCGGGAAGCCGCACAAGCAGCGAUCAAGGUGUUGCAUCAGCCUUGGCCAGAUGGCCAGCCCUGCACAGAGGCUGCCAAGGAUGGGACAGAAGCUUUGGAGGCUCGCGCUUUUUUCACCUGGCUUAAACUUUUACAGACUAUAGAAGUCAACAUAUCCUUGGUUGUAUAA